AUGUUGGUGCUCGAGACCCUGGUUCGCCAGUCUCUGUAUGACGAAUACGCAAGUGAUCGACCAGGCCGAUGCGGUGGCAGUGAGAGUGAGACAGGUUCGGGGCUGAAGAAUGGGUUUAGGUAAUGAGGUUAUUAGUAAUGGUCGUGCUGGCGGAUGGUGAGUUGUUAACGCUCGAUAUGAUUGGCUUGUCGUGUAUGCAGGGUGCGUUUGGAGCGUCGAUAGUGCGAUGAGCUCCGCUGUCAUGGAUACGCAUGCGACCGAAUAGACCCAUGCGGUGAGUGAAUGAGCGUGUGCAGUGCGGACAGUAGAGGCGGGCACGAAGAGUGCAUGUCGGGGGGUCCGGGCACUGAUGUGCAGGUAACGUUGUGAUAGACCCGCAAGUGACCGAUCAGGUCAGUGCGUGAGGUGAAUGUGUGACCUCACCAAGUACAGGUUAGCAUGUAGUCUCCUUGCUGGUGGUAGGUGACGAUGGCAGUAGCUGACGGGACGUCGGAUGUCGUCUCAUUGGUGAUGAGAUUGAGUGAAGCGGUGACUGGUGUAGACGGUCUUUGUGAUCGACGCAGGAUUUGGGACAGGGAGAAUGGCGCCGGUGAUCGGGGACGGUGUGACGUCGGUAGUUUGGUCACCGGCGAUAGGAGUGGUCGCCGUCGAGAAAUUUGAAGCAGGAAUGACAGUAGAGGUGAUCGUGAAAGGAGAAGCUAAUGUUGCCGGGUUGUCAAUACAUUGCGUCCGAAUGGGUCGCGCGAGUCCUUUUCGCGCGUGGGAUGUGCGUUGACAUCGUGGACACGUAAAAAACGGUUGACGUUGCCGAUCCGAGGCGCUUGUGACUUGCCAGCCGUCCUUUUGGUUUUGGUAGCGACGAUUCGGUUUGCUUUGUGGAUUGCUGCGCUCGUCUUCAAGGCUCUUCUCCAAGCCGGCCUGUCCUGGGCGUGGUCCUCCCAGAUCUCCAAACUGAUCUGCAGUCACUUCGAAGAUUUCUUCAAAACGUCCUCGUACCGUCGUUAAUGCCUUUCCGUUCGGCGAGCACCUGCAAUGACACCUCCAUAGAAGAGUCGUUUCGGUAGGCGCUUGUCACCCAUUCUCGCGGUGUGGCCGCUCCAUCGCAGCUGUUAUUGUCUCAGAAUGGCGUGAAUGUUGUCGGCUCUGGUUCGUUCCACGACUUCCAUAUCCAGAAUCCUGUCUUGCCAUCUCAUCUCCAAUAAUCUAGGGAGGCAUCCGAGAUGGAAGUAAUCGAGCUUCCAGGCAUGUCUGGAGUGUAAGGUCCAGGUCUUCGCUUCGUAGAGAAGUGUUGUUAAGACGACGGUCUUUUACAUCUGUUUGUUGUUCAGCGGAAGGUCGUGACGAUCCAGUACGGAGGCUUGCAGCUGACCGAAUGCCUGGUCGGUUUUGAAGAAUCGAUGGGGACCUCGUAAUCGACUCCCGUCUUGCGUGAAAUUUUGUUUCCUAGAUAAGCGAAGUUACCCAUAGUUUUAAGGCGGCUGCCUUUAGCGUUGAUCGGAGGAGUGUUGUGCUCUGAGUUGGAUGGGCGUUGUUGCAUGAACACCGUUUUUUCGAUGUUGACGGGUAGGCUGAAUUUAGCGAAAAGGUUCAUUAUAUGUUGCAUGUCUUCUUCCGUCGGGGUGUUGAGUGCGCAUUCAUCAACACCUAACAGGGUGUGGACUAUAGUCUUCGCUACACACGUUGGGGCCUGCAUGUGCCAAUUACUGAGAAGACAUCCAUCAAUCCUGUAGGUGAUGCGUAUCCCAAGUCGCUCAUCACAGUGACAGUCCAUUAACAUGGCAUAGAACAUGGGACUGAAGAUGUUGGGGGCGCGUACGCAGUCUUGAUUCACUCCGUUGGUUACUAAAAAUGUUUUGCAGACUUUCUCAUUGUCAGUGACCCGCGCCACCACCCCGUCGUCGAACUGACGCACCAUGUCCGUGAAUCACUCAGGGCAGUCGAAUUUCUGCAUACCUUUCCACAGUCCAUCCAUUUUUACCGUGUCGGAGGCUUUGGUCAAGUUCACGAAAUAAGUAUAUAAUUGGGUCCGCACCUCCUGGCACUUCUUUUGUUUAGACCAGUACCGUUUUCGGAACCAUGAAUGUUAUUUUCCGGGAAGUGACCAUAGCCACUCGACGUUUCCAUAAAUCGCAUGACCCUGGACCUGGUGGUGUCCCAGUCAGCACUUUAAAGGCGGACGUAGAUGUGAUUUCCCCGUCACUCCUGUGUAAGAUAUUUUAUCUCGCUCUCGAAUGUGAAAUCUAUCACAGUGUGUGGAAGGGACAACACAUCCAACAUAUUCCCAAACACGGCGAAACAAAAACGGCGAAAAAGGCGUCUCCUGCAUACUUGCUUUCGGAGAGGGAGCGAGAAGGGACAUCAUCAGGGACUUGCCCCGCCACAGCACCUUGGUACCUCUUUUGCAACCUCAUCAUAGCCCUGUCAUAGCCCCCUUGACAGGUGGGACUGAUGCUGGCAGGGAAAGCACUUUUUCUCAACUUCAGAUGACUUGCUGUCCCUGCGUUGAAUACAUAUUUCAGUUAAGAAAUAAGAUCGUUUAAAUACUUGAUGCAUUGCGGUCCAUAUUAGAUCCCACCCGGGCUUCACGAAAAACUUGCCCAUGAAACUUCCAUAUCUUGACUAUUCUCUUUAGAAAUUCAUUCGAUGCCCGAAUUUCACUUUUCGAUGGGAAGUGGAGACACAUUCUUUCAUCCGAUACAAAGUAGUGACGUACGCAGCAAAAAAAACAGUUCUAUGGGUUAGACGUUCAUCUUCUGCUUAGUCCUGGAUAGUGAUAAAAAGGACAUAUUAAUGCAAGUCCCAAUAAAUUGUCAACUGCUACUUUCUUGUCAUCAGAGAACCUGAAGGGAAGAUCAAACACGACCAGUUUUCUAAGAUAUAUCUAGAGGUGAAUUUAGGUACUUGAGGAUUGGCAGGUUUCUACCUUGCCCUCUAUAGCCUUCAAAGGCCUUCGGUAGUUUUGCGCAUCAACGACUGCUCCCAACCUAACAUAAUAAGGACCAGAGAGAACGUCCUCCAAUGAAGAGUCCACUAGCUUAACGAUUAUUUCCAGGUUGUUUGCGUAGUCAGUGAUAAAGGAGAUCCUGCUACGGCAGAGUGAUAUUACACAGCACUUAGUAUUCGGGUCAGUUUCUUCUGAUAUAUGUGGGGGAUUGUGUCAGCCGGCUAAACUGCGCAACCGCAAUGUUCGCAAAUGAACGGAAGAUUAAGCGCACAAUUCAUAACAUUGCCGAUGAAGAUUGCUUUCACCACAGCCGGCUGCGAUUAAACCUUAAUUCAUCAAGGCACACCGACACACUUCACUUGCAGAAUAACUCAUUUUCUGAGUGCCAGCGCACUGAAAAAUCCACCGGUCCAAUAGAAACCUGAUGUGCCUAUUUCGAUUUCCCUAGAGCCGCCUACUCAUUUUAAUUGCGGCAAAAAACGUACUGUCCUUACUGCACCUUCUCCAAGAUCAGACUGCAAUACAACUCCUUUAAAAUGCGCAGGGAUUUAAGCAGAUCUUCAUGCAAUUAGGUGGGUUGUUUUGGGAAAAGUGCUCUGAUCCUUAAGCAUUUCGCGUUUCUCCUUAGGACUCUCUCAAGACUAUUUCUGCCUUAAACAAUCCGUGGUCUUCAGGCUUGUAUAUCGUAUUCCAAAUGCGGUCUUGUGAAUUUUCAAGAGAUUUUACACAAAACAUCUUCGUCAAACUUCCUAAAUGUUUGCCCGAUAGUGCGCAGUACGGACAUUUAAUUUGCGGGUCCCUAUAAUAUCUUCGUUACGGGGAGCAUUGCGGUUUGGUAGCAUAUUCAUUUUGAGAAUAUAUUGAUUGUGUAUGACUUUGAAUAGGAUAUUGAGGCCAGUUACAGUUGAGGAGCAGUCACAUCUACGUUAGGCAAACACUGACAUUUCUGCCACUGGACCUCCCUCAUUUUUCCGCGGUAGAAGGCAGCUGCUAGCUCCAAGGUGCACUAAAAAAAGAAGUCCUCUUUACUCGUUGGAUGUUUAUGCCCCCCCCCCAACGCCAAUGAGAAUUUUGAUCGUUUACUCUCACUGAUAUUUCAUGCUGCGGCCGACUUAUGCUUUAAGUGUUAAUUAAUUGAGGUCGACUUCAAUCUUCCUGAAGUCCGCUGGUCUCCACCUUCCGGCGGCAAAAGGUUCGAAGAUGCUCUUGAGACCUUGGAUGUAUGAAUUUGGAGUCAGGUUGGGGAUUUUCCCACCCGAGGAUCAAGUUUACUUCCUUAAUUUUCUGUAGAGGUUGCAUGCCUUUGUCAGUGUAAUCCUUAGGCCCACUUGUGGGUUGAGGCUAUGACAUAGUUUUUUUAAAGUUUGAACUCAGGGCUGAGAAGAUUUUGACACCAAAGUAUAGCUUCUUCUCCGGUUUCCGAUCAGCUCGUUCGACCGAAUCACUGACACACCUUAAUGCUUAGGAUUGAACUGGUUUCUUCCUAAGUUCGAAUAAAAAUGUUUGUACUGAUAAAGUUUCCGAAAUCUCCCAUCCGCUUAUUUCUCGUUUUGUCCCCGUAAGAAAAUAAUUAAUGUCGGGGAUAAGGUUUUCCUCCCCUUAACCUUUCGCCGCAAGUGGCGCAGACUUUCUCGUCGAUUUCAUCUUCAGAACGACGUUUCCCUUCUGCCCUUGAUUUGUGAUAUUCUUGAGCGUGCUAAGAGAUUGUCCGAAGAAAUAGAGCUAGGUGUAGAGGCCCAAUUCACCGAAAGCCGUUCGUUAAAGGUCUCGAAACCUUUCCUUCGAAAAGUACAAACUCACAGAAAGACGCAGCAUCUCACCCUCCGAGACGCUCUCGGGAAUCCUAUAGUUGAUGCCCAGUUAACCGCUAAUAGUUUCAGUGCUUUCCUGUCCAGUACUUUUAUUCAAACUCGACAGUCUGCUUCCGACCAUCCAGACAUCGACCGGGACCGUUCUCGAAACUAUAACUUUCACUAUGUGGAACGUGACCGUGGCUAUUCGGCGUUUUCGUCAAUCUCACAGCCCUGGACACAAUGAUGUCCCAGUCAGUAUUUUAAAAGCCGACGCAAAUGUAAUUUUCCAAUCAUUCUUAUGAAAGAUAUUUAAUCUCGCUCUUGAACGUGAAACAUAUCUCACCCUGUGUAAGGAAUCACGCAUUUUGUCCAUCCCAAAGUUUAGCCAAUCUACGUCACUUGCUGGCUUUUAGCCAAUAAACAACCUCCCGGCAGUUUCGAAGAUCUUAGAGACAUUGAUCAAAGAUAAGAUGAUGUGUUGUAAUACUCGAGCCACCCAAGGGUAUGGUCUUGUCUUCUUCUCCUUUUAGGCGACAGUCCGUACAGGCUUCCUUGGUGCUCUUAUCCGAUCCAGUGUGCCCUCGGCGGGAACCCUAGGAAUUAGAGUGAAUUGAGUCCAUCGUCUGUAAGGGCAAGCGGGCACAGAUAGAAUAGGUCGACGGGGGAAACGUUUAUUAAAAGAAAUAUAUCGGCAGAGGAAAAUUAAUCCCGUUCCGUCUUCUCGUCGUCUUCCUCUUUACGGGCGGUCUCUCGACGGGCCCCCUCACGCUCUUCGACGGCGGUCACUAAAACAAAGCACGUUCGGAACUCCAAUCAGUCAAAAUGUACAGGAAGAUCAUAGCAAGGACACAUUAAAACAGCAAGGGCAGUACGUCCUCUACAGUGUCACUUAACAGAGAAUUACCUACUGAAUGCUGCACAGCGUAGAUUCCUCAAAGCUCGGUCUAGUGACACCUGUCAACUCUCUUUCUUUGACCAUGUUCUCUAAUCUAGGGACAAUGGUUUUGCACUAUACACAGUCUAUUUCGAUUUCACUAAGGCUUUUGUUCGUUUUGACCGUGCUCUUCUUCUCUUGAAACUGUCCUCUUUCGGAAUAGGUGGUAAACUUUUGAAUUUUGUAUCCUCUUACCUGGGCGCUCGUACACAAUGAGUCAAGAUUUCCAAUACUAUCUCCAACCCCACAUGUGUGCGGAGUGGAGUCAUUCGGGGGUAGUUUACUCGGUCCGCUAUUAUUUUGCUUUUAUGUUAACGAUGUACCCGACGUAUUUCUGAAUGGUAAGCCCUUCAUCUAUGCCGACGGUCUGAAAUUUGCUUAUCGAUAUAAGCCAGCAGAACUUGACACCGUGCAUGAACUCCUAAGGAGCGGCCUACAGGCCUUUGCCCAGUGAUGCCGAACAUGGCGCCAUUCUCUUUCUUGGCAUAAAUGCGCACUCAUGGUGGUUGGCGACGACAGCCAACCUCAACUAAGUAUUGAAGGUCACGCCAUAAAUGUGCCUGGGGUUAUUAAGGAUCUGGGUGUUUCAUACUCCAGGAGCCUCAAUCUUUCGGAGCACUGUGCCUCGAUAGUCUCCAAAGCACGUAGAACGACCGGUUUUAUCCUCCGAGACUUUAAAACCAGCGAUAUUAGAAUGCGCCUUUGUGAAAUGCACGUUAGGCCUGGCCUGGAAUACUGUUCGUUUUUAUUUAGCCUCAUUCGUGCUGCUGAGCGGGAUUAAAUAGUAUCCGUUCAGCAUUUUUUUCUAAGAGAGUUUUAACCCUGGGUCGCCGGAAUUUAUCGUACCCAGAACGUUGUCGAAUUACAGGCAUUGAUCCAUUAUAGAUUCGUAGAUUAAAAAAGGGAGUAUUUUUCCUAUUUAAGCUUUUAUAUAAUCGAACCUUUAACCCACUCACCAUUUUAAGACAUCAUGUUCACCACCGACGUAACAGUCACCGUGAGGUCCUUUUUUCUUUCUUCCUCUGACACAUAUCGUCAAAUAUCGUCCGUUCUUUUCUGUAGAUGCAGAUGCUGUUUAGAAUAAAUUACCCAGGAAUGUGAGAACUCUGCAAAAUCAUCCUUUAUUUAAGAGAACUAUUACCUCAUUUUGCGUUCAGAAAAACACCCAAAAGUUCUGGGUGUUAAAUAAACUGAUCAACUUUACGGUACCGAUGGCAUUUCUGGUGUCUGAUAUCUCUGGCCAGUCUCACCAGGGACCAUUUCUUUAGCCAACAGCGAUGGCUGUUCUUUGGCGCUUAUGUUUGGACCAGCCCCAACUUCAUAAAAGAAAUUGGCGGCUGAUAAUAUCCGAUACAGUGCAACCCCUCCCUUCUUGACUGUCGUCAUCUUUGUGGUCAGCGGUUUUUUUCUCUUGGACCCUCCAAACAAUAAAAACCACCACCAACUUUAUUUUAUUCUUUUUUGACAUUAUUUUAUUUCAAUUCUGGCCGAAGUUUCGCCUGACUCUCCCCUGAAAAUGCCUAUAAACUGGCAUUAAAUACAAUUAUUAUUAUUAACUGCUGUUCGUUGGCGGCUAAUUAAUUCGUCCGUGGUGGGACCGGCAGUAGUAUCAGAAACCGGGAAAUCCAUCACUUUGGUAGAUCAAAGCGGCCACUUGUUCUCAAGUAAGUCAUCCUAGUUCCUUUAAUUUCUAUCCUAGGCUUGGCUUUUCACCGCGUUAUUCUUAUAGCUGCCAGCUCUCCACCACUUGCGAUUAUCUGUCUUAAUUCCCAGGUUAACUAGCUACAAGCCUAUCCCUCUUCUAACUCUUUUUAUACUCCAGUGUCUGAGAGCUACAUCCCUACAUCUUUUGGUCACCUGCUCAGCCUUUUCCUGCGGACUCUUCAUAUGCCAAUAGUUCUGAACCCAUCGAUAUCUAUUCCCCAGAUAGCAAUGAUUUAUAGCCCAAUUAUUCACCUCCAUUCUUGCUUAAAAUGAUGUUGACGAUGACCAUGCUGCUUCAAGCACUUCAGUAUUGUAUUACUAAUGCCAGGUCUGUUAUAAUUGGGAUGGCCCAGAUCAGGGUCACUACUCACGAGAUGACUCGAGACACUGUAUGCAUAACCGAAUCCAGGACCCAUCGUCUACUUCCUGACUCUGUCCUUUCCAUAGAUGACUGUGAUUUCUAACGUCUAGGCUGAAUAUACAGGCUUGGAGGCGGUUGCCUUCUUUAUCCAGGAUCCUCCUUAAAGCACGUCCCCUAUGGUCUGAAUGCCCCUUAAUUCUCUGGAAGCUUUGCCUUGCAUUUCUUAUUCUCUCGUCACAAAAACGCAAUUAUUGGCUGUAUCUACAGUCCUCCAAACUCUUCAGCCAGUAACGAUGCACAGCUGUUUGAGAUCCUUAGAAUAUUUUCGGAAUCUUCCUUCAAUAUUAGAGCAAUCGUUUGAGAUCUAAACUUCUAAGGUAGGUCGGUCUUUGAAUAUUCCCCCAUCUUGAUUUUGGCCUUUCCGUGAUAUAAUCGACUUUAUUAACUGGUCCCAGCUUGUGAGCUCUCCAGCAAGAGAAAACUACAUUUUAGAUCUGAUCUUUAUCAAUGAUCUUGCCCCACUUUUCUCCGCUUUCCAAAAGAAUCUUUUUUAUAGUGACCAAGUGUUAAUUCACUGUUGCCUAGAACUUGCCUUUUUAAAAAGACCAGCACAGUUCAGAUAUACCUAAAUUACGAUUACGGGGACAGCGAGUUAAUAAACAACAUCCUUGGCUCAUUGGAUGGACGGGGCAUUCUCUCCUGUGGUGCAGAUUUCUUUGUGACGUGAUGCUCAAUGUCCCCAAAGACAUCUUAGAAUUUGCGUCUCGUAGAUAUCUGAAGUCUACCCCUUCGGAUUCCUUUGCAUCUGAAUUCCUUAUAACAGAGUUAAAAAGUUGAAAAUGAAUUUGCGUAACUCUCUUUGGGGAUGAGGACGAUUUACGAAGUCUUCGCAUGGAUUAAUUUUUUUUUACUGUCAACUAACAAUCCGGAGGCGUCCGCCAGGGCCGACCUUGACUUUGAGCUCCCUUUUGACGCUCUCACAUCUCCCUUUGUUGGCAUUUAACUACGUGCAACAGCGCAGUAUGCAACAGUAGCGAGGGCGGUGUAUUCGAGGCCACUCGUAAGACGAGAACGGUAAAAGUAGGAGUUUUACGGGUGAACGCAUGCAGAAGGAUAAGUUAUGGUCAAAGUAAUGUCAAAAAUAAUGGGUAACAGGGAAAAAAUAAGCUUAUAAACCGUCAUGAAGCACGCGCUAAAUGAAAAAUGGGAGAAAGUUUAGGCUAAUAGGGGGGCUGAAACCUCCGAAGCGGUAGGGUUUGGCUGAUGAAGAAACGGGAACUUGUCAGGGGCCAAAUGGCCAAUGAAGGCGCCCGGAAGACUUUAAUUUUAUAGCGCACGGGAUGGAGGGGGCCAACAAAAAGGGGCACUUGUAGUUUCCGAGACAAGUCUUUUUUCGACACAAAUGGAGAGAAAUUAAUCAUUUAUGGUAGGAGAGGUGGGUUUCAUUCCCAAACUAAAUAAAGUAGGAAUAGGAUAAGACCCACGACGGAAAAAAUUUUUCCCCGAAAGUAAAUCCCAGCUUAAAUAAAUUUAAAAAAUAUCGAAAUACAACAGAAGCGCUUAAGUUCCUCCAUGACAACUUCGACAAAAAUUAACGAAUGGGGUGGGCAGGGAUUUAAAAUGAAAAAGUCACUUAUUAUCCCCAAAAGUGAAUCUUAAAUCAGUUAAAAUAGAAUUAGGUAAAACAAUGCAGUACGUGAAGUUUAAUAAUUCAUUCUUAAAAAGUGCAUCGAAAAUUAAAUAAAAUUAGAUAUUUUGCAUAUCCCGACCGGAAGCGCUAAUAAAUAUCCAAAAAGACCAGCAGGAAUGAAAGAAUUGUAUAAGAUGGACAUUUCGGACGGAAGCGUUAAUGUUUUUUCUCGAAAAAUAAACGAUUAAAGUCGGUAAAUUAAUACGAGGUGCGAAUGUGGGAUGGACACCCUGAUUUAGUCUCCAAAAUUUUAGCUGAAUUAAAAAAGCGAGGUAGGUUUUGGGACGGAAACAUUAGUUAUUAUCCGUCGAGGCGCAUCAGAAAUUGAACAAAAUAGGAUUAUGCAAGGAUAUGGACGAAAGCGUGAAUUUUUAUUGAAGAAUUUUUGGCCAUAAUCAAAUUAAUCAGCAUUAAGGACGACUCAUCACAGCAAAGUUACUUUUCGCCCUCCCCCUUCAAGAAAGUAAAUGAGAAAUAAAAUGAGUUAGGAUUGACUUGUGGGCGGCAUAGCUACCUCUCUUAACUGGAAUAAGAAAUAAAGUGCAUUGCAAUUCUUUAACGGACGAAAGCAUAAUGAGUCAAAUUAACUAGAGUCAACUCGAGAAAUAUGUAGCAGUGUUUCUGAGGAAACGCCGUGCAUCCAAAAAGUGACAAUCUUGGAGAGGACUUUAAUUCAUUGCAGUGGAGUAGGAGUGUAAAAGGCAUUGAGCGGUUGAUGCUACCCAUCAACCGAAGCGUCCCACAAAAGACGGCUGGGGAACGAAUGCCACAGUGUAUGCAAACGAAGGCAGAGAAGUAACCCAAUGAGAGCAAGGGAGAUCCAUUAAAACAUGGUUGCUUAAAUGCCAUGAGCUAAAUAGUGACAAGACAUCAAACAGUUGGGUGAAUGGAACGGUGCUUCGACCGACCAUGUACUCUACGGAGCACUCGCGGAAGCUGAGAAGACAUGAGUACGAGCAAGUUGCAUCACUCCUUAGCACAGUAGAACUCUCGUCAUUUAUAUUAAGAAGAGUAGGCAAGGCGGCUCCUGUUACAGGUAAUGUCUUUAAGUCAUCGUCUAAAUUUGCAAUGUCAUUCAAUUCUGUAAUCACCAAGUAGCUACCCUUGUUUUGAGAAGCUCCUGAGACGAUACUUUUCGCAUAUUUUGCGUCCUAUGCUUAGUUUCUUUGCUCUUAAACCAGUAGCCACACUGGUCAUCAAUUUUCUGCUGCAUAAGAAUAAUUUAGCCCUGAGGCUCGUUUUCGAUAUUUUUUACUUUUAUUAGAUUACAUGCGCAUCCAACGCUGGGUCCAGCCUUGUAUCCCAAAACCUUUUCGUGGUAAUUACGCUUUCGGUAGAUUUUGCUGGUCUUUGGUUUAGAGGAUAAAGAGAGCGAACGCAAAUCCUAGAUAUAAAGGUCAUCGUGGCAGGCUUUUCCUCUAACAAGAUGCCACUGCUAGUCUUACUAUCACCGUUGGAUUGCUGAGGGCCCAAAAAGUUGGGAUAAGGGCUCAGGUAUACUUCGCUUUCGAGAUUAUAACAAAUAAUUGAAGCAUGGUGAGUACUUAAAACUCGAGAAUCAAAAAUGACGCUUAAAAAUCGGACAUUUUUACGAAAUUUAUUCAAAAACAGCCCAGUCGCUUUCAGGUCUCCGAGAGCUUUGAUUACUUGGAAUCGUCGAAAACUGGGAACGUUUGCCUGCCUAGAGUGUACUUGGACGCUAGUUGUUUAAGCGGUCAGUUCAACCAUGCUACAACAAAAAAAUGGUGCUUGACCACACUAUUCUGAUGAAGUUCAACGGGUGAAAAAUAUGUCAGAAAUGCAGAAAGUAAUUAUGUACGCUAAUAUAAGUAAACGUAGUUGUGAAAAGGUGGAAAACUCAAAAUACCCCUACUGAGACAGCCGAAUAGCAUCGCUAGGAUCACUCAGGACUGCAAAUAUACCGACCGGGUGACGUGACCAAAGAUUAAUUAGACUUAAGGAUAGCAGGGAGCCUCGUGGAUCAGGCAGUUGGGGGUUGGCUAUACUCAAGUCAUGCUCUGGCUGUCGUAGCUCCAAGCCUCCCAGGCGGACGAGUUUUUCAUAUUUUCCUCAAAUGAUUUUUUCCCUUUUUUAGCCGUUUAUACUCGCAUACAGGAUGUCAGUCAACGUUAGCGUCGAUGAAAAUCUUUGGCGAUCGAAUAGUCUCUUUUUUUGUACAAAACGGGUUUGGUAGACUGAUGUCAGUUAGUUUGCGACCUAAAGAACGAUGCUUUCCAUGAGGAGGUAGCGUAGGUACGGAUGAAUGUUUUAAUUCCUAGCUAACAGCAUCACUCUCCGGACAUUUAAAUGAAAGCACUCUUAAAGCCAUUUCUUCUAAACGUGUGAUAACAAAUAUGAGCAUUUAGGCUGAGAGGGAAAAUAUCCUAUAGUAUAAGAGAUUGUAGGUUCAUGUACAUUUCCUAUUUUUCAUUUUAAACUUUCCCGAAUGACAGAAUUGCUAGUAGUGAAUCAAUAUCCCGUUUCCUGAAAGGGUAGAAAUGAAUGCAACAGUUAAAUAAAUCGGCAAAGGAGUCAAAAAACUAAACACACUUUUGUGAAAGCGUUCCCUAAACAUAUCGCCAGCACAGUACGCAGAUGCUUUUGAAGACUCAUCGAAAAACGAACUACCAGAAAACAGCCAACAUUUAUAGCAUGGAACGAAUUUCGAAAGGUUGUGUAGAUCAUAUAGAAAGUCGAAUCCUCCUGUCUGCUUAGGUUUACUCAACUAUAGGGCACGAUGACAAGUCCCAGUUCCAAACAUUGUUUUACUGAACGAACCACUAGGAAGACGUUCGGUCCGAAUUGGUCUGUCGCCAGACAAUCUUUUUGCAUUUUGUUGGUCCUUUGCGCAGUUGUAGUUAUGUUCCCAUUCCUUCGUAGUUUACACUAAAUUAAGGGAUAUUUUACGUAUCUGUUCACGGUUUUAAGUGUCUGGUGUGCCCGGACAGCGUUUAACAAGAAAUUCAGCACUGUCCACAGGCCCGAGGACUGCCUUAACGGCAAGUGUAAUAUGCACUUCACCUGUCAUCCACGUCGUUCGGCAAAGGUGCUGUUGACAUAGGUACGACUCCGUUGUGACGACAAGUGAACUUUAGUGGUUUGUUCCCAUGAGUAUUUCCCAGUCCUUUGGUGCACAUCUACGUAACCCAUUUUAACUUGCUAUCUUCCACCGUUUAUGUGUGCCAGUUAUCCGCGAAAAAAGCGAAGUACGUACGUCAGAAAUCCCCAUUUGGAAUUCUUUCUAUGCACAAGAUAAUUGUCUAGUACCUGAUUUUGCGACUAUUUUUGCUGUUGUCCGUGCCCCUCCCCCCAAGCGUUGUGGAUUAUGCGCCUGUAACGCCAUCUGACGUCCUCUGUGAGUAUUUUAGGACUUCAUUGAGGUCCAAAUGGCACGGUUUGCGUUUCUGGUAAACUUGACGCGUAUAUGGCAGUUAAUGUGUACUUACCUGCUUAUUGCUUAAAAAAAAACCAUUAAGGAUUGGGUCAGGUUUCAAAACUUUAUCUGUCCCUUGUCCCGAGCCCCUACAGCUAGGACGUCAGUAUCAAUUCCGGUCGGGUUUUAUGGCCGAUAGAAGUAACUGCAUCUGUAGCUUUUUGUCCUUUCCCCCCACAGAUAACCUGCCCGCGGGGCCAUCAACCGCCCUUUCCUACUAUAUCACGUUUGAAUGGCUUGUGGGGACUCAUUCUUGUCUCCACACUUCUAAUUCGCAUCAGUUCCAACUUUGAAGAUAAUUCACUCUUUACCACCCACUGGCACGCCGAUCAGCCCUUAGGUGAGUUAACACGCAAAAUGCCUUCAUUCUCACGCUCCAUACUGGCUUUAACCUGCCACUGCCAUCCUCUCCGACCUUAGGACUACUUUUUUGA
Molecule: messenger RNA, 13293 nt
Organism: Spirometra erinaceieuropaei
Lineage: Eukaryota; Metazoa; Platyhelminthes; Cestoda; Diphyllobothriidea; Diphyllobothriidae
Source: the annotation of a GenBank genome assembly